Cuscuta campestris is the source of this 2927-nucleotide messenger RNA. NCBI's taxonomy places the organism in Eukaryota, Viridiplantae, Streptophyta, Magnoliopsida, Solanales, Convolvulaceae. The record is from the annotation of a GenBank genome assembly.
AAGAGCGACGGAGGGCAGUGCAGGGAAGACAAACCGCCAAGGCGGCGCACAUUAGCUCCCAAGCACCGAGCUUCCCGUGGAUUGUCAAUUGCAGCGAUCAGCAAAGGAGAGAACCUCCGGCGAAUCCACCGGCGUGUCUCCGAUCAACUCCUCCAUUUGUAACACACACAUACCGGAAUACGUACACGCGCAUUUAUGCACAAUCGUCAAUCGGACAUUAACAGAGAGACGGAGACACAGAGGUAGGAGUUGAAAGAGGGGAAUAUGUGGGUGUUCUAUCUGAUCUCGCUUCCUCUGACCCUAGGGAUGGUGUUAUUGACUCUCAAGUACUUUGCUGGUCCCGACGUGCCUAGAUACGUCUUCUUUACCGUCGGAUACGCUUGGUUUUGCUCCAUCUCCGUCAUUGUUCUAGUGCCCGCCGAUAUUUGGACGACAAUAGUUGGACAAGGUAAUGGAGGCAUCUCAUUCUUUUGGAGUUGGUCAUAUUGGAGUACGUUUCUACUCACAUGGCUUGUGGUUCCACUUAUCCAGGGUUUUGAAGAUGCUGGAGACUUUUCUGUAGUAGAAAGGCUAAGGACGAGCAUACAUGUAAAUUUGGUGUUCUAUUUAAUUGUGGGAUCCAUUGGUCUUUUUGGGCUUGUUCUUCUCAUUAUCAUGAGGAUGCGGAAAAGUUGGAGUGGAGGUCUACUAGGUUUUGCUAUGGCUUGCUCCAACACCUUUGGACUGGUGACUGGUGCUUUUCUUCUUGGUUUUGGUUUGAUUGAGAUUCCAAAAGGCAUUUGGAUAAAUGCUGAUUGGACCACUCGACGGAAGGUGCUUUCACAUAAAAUUGCCAAAAUGGCAGUGAAACUUGAUGAUGCUCACCAAGAAUUAUCAAAUGCCAUAGUUGUUGCUCAAGCAACAUCGAAACAGAUGUCUAGACGCGAUCCAUUGAGGCCUUGUAUGGAUGUCAUUGACAAUAUGAUAGCUCAACUGUUCCUAGAAGACCCAUCGUUCAAACCUCAAGGAGGCCGAUUGGGUGAAAAUGACAUGGACUAUGAUACAGAUGAGAAGUCAAUGGCUACUCUUAGGCGCCAUCUUCGUAUAGCUCGUGAGGAGUACUAUAGAUACAAAAGUGAGUAUCGGACAUAUGUCACUGAGGCUCUUGAAUUGGAAGAUACAAUAAAGAAUUAUGAACGCCGAGAUGCAACUGGAUGGAAAUUUGUGUCUAGCUUGAGACCUGAACGGACUGGGACACUAGGAUCCUUUUUGGAUACAACAGAAUUGAUUUGGAGAUGUAUUCUUCGCAAGCAAUUGGAGAAAGUGUCAAGUGUCAUGCUUGGUUGCAUGUCAGCUGCAAUUCUUUUAGCCGAGGCAACUUUGUUGCCCAGAGGAGUUGAUUUAUCAAUAUUUUCUAUUCUCAUAAAAUCCGUCGGUAACCGAGAAGUUCUUGUUCAGGUGUUUGCUUUUGUUCCACUGAUGUACAUGUGUCUGUGCACAUACUAUUCGUUGUUCAAAGCGGGGAUGCUGAUGUUCUACUCUUUGACACCAAGGCAAACAAGUGCAGUGGGUUUGCUUAUGAUUUGCUCGAUGGUUGCUCGCUAUGCACCUCCGAUUUCUUACAAUUUUCUUAACCUCAUCAGUCUUGAUGGUGGCAAGAAAACUAUUUUUGAGAAGCGAAUGGGGAACAUUGAUGAUGCAGUACCUUUCUUUGGGAAAGGAUUUAACAGAAUUUAUCCUCUUAUUAUGGUUAUAUACACAUUGCUGGUGGCCAGCAAUUUCUUUGACCGAAUCAUCAACUUUUUUGGGAACUGGAGGAUAUUCAGAUUCCACCAUUCUGAAGCAGAGGACCUGGAUGGCUUUGAUCCGUCAGGAUUACUCAUCUUGCAGAAGGAGAGAACCUGGCUGGAAGAAGGAAGAAAUAUUGGCGAACAUGUUCUACCCUUGGCCAGGAAUUUCAAUGGCACAAGCAAUUAUUUGGAGUCGGGAGGGAAUGUCAAUGACAUGAGUGAUGUUGAGAUGAAGAAGACAUCUGAUUCAAACAAAGAGGAUUUAAAGGGAAGCUCUUCAAGAGUUGCAAAACCCGAAGUCCGGAGAUACUCCUCAGGGAGCAAGGAAGCCAUCGCCAACAAGUAUGCAUCCCUCAAGGAACAGAGCAACCCCUCUACUAAGAUCUCCCUGCUCGACAAUGGGCCUCCCGAGCCCAGUGGAAAAGGCCCAUCCGGGCUGGCAGCUCGGUGGGCCUCGAUGAAGGCGGGCCUCCAGAACUUCAAGACGAACAUUGAAGCAAAGAGAUUCGCUCCGUUACGCCAGGUCAGCGACUUCAUCCCGCUGCGUCAGUCCCAAGACCCCGCCCCCACCCGCGUGUCCGAGUCCCUCGACGAGAUCUUCCAAAAGUUGAAGCGGCCCCCGGCCAGACGCGAGAUUCACGACGAGGAGGACGAGGACCGCGUGGGUGGCAGAAAACCGGGUCCCGGGAGGUGAUUCAGCAAUAAUGUACAUACCAAGAUAUGAUUAGCAGUCGGACAAGGUCAAAGGUAUCCUGUAAUGUUUGUUGUAUAGACAAGAUUUUCCACACAUAUAAAUGAAAUCCCCCUUUUUGACACACAAAAAAAGAAGGGAAAAUGCUACUUUAACCCAGGGAUGACACCAAGGUUGACACUAUUGCAUAGAUAAUGGUUGUCUAUAAGAAAUCAAUUGCUGUUUACGGUGUCAUUCUUGGUGUCAUCCGUGAUGUGACCGUAGCAUGACCCCAGUCCCCAGGGAAAUUGUUAUCAACAAAUAUCAUAUCUUUUUAUAUAAAGUAAGAUGUUAAUUCAAAAGCAACUGAUACUCUCCAUGUCAACCCAACCAAGACAGGUGUCGUUCUUCUUGGGAAUUACUGCCCCAUUUAUGUAUUCUUUUGGAGUACGGAGUAUUUUUUACUAGAAUAUAUAAAUUUUACUGGG